Messenger RNA from Exophiala dermatitidis NIH/UT8656, 1872 nucleotides. RefSeq lists its product as uncharacterized. Bases 1 to 1872 code for a protein of 623 amino acids. Gene Ontology annotation, molecular function: histone binding; protein heterodimerization activity. Gene Ontology annotation, cellular component: nucleus. The record is from RefSeq and is a predicted model, not a curated record. The transcript has a single exon. NCBI's taxonomy places the organism in Eukaryota, Fungi, Ascomycota, Eurotiomycetes, Chaetothyriales, Herpotrichiellaceae.
AUGGAAGGCCCUUUUCGCAAAAGACCCCGCCUUUCUAUUUUCGCUGGCCAGGAAUCGCAAACCGAUCUCGACUCAGACCUCGAUGCCCUACGUUACAAGAAUGACAGCCUCCUGAAGUCGCGAUUCGAGUCAAUAUUUGCCAAAUACUCCCAGGACUUCAGUGGCGUUGGCGACGAAAUCGAUAUUGUACAGCAAAAGAUCGUGGUCAACAAUGGACAUUUGGAAAGCAUGGAAGGCGAAACAGAUACUGGCGAAGCACCGGGCGAGGACGACAAAGGAAGAUCGUUUUUGAGAGCAAUGACAGAAGCGCCUGCCGGUGCAGACUUGGGGUCUGAUCAAGAAGCAAAUGGAGUGCUUACUAGCAUUGAAGCAAUAGCGGAAAAUGCCGCGCUGUCCGAUGACGAGGACGACGGGGACGAGGACGAGCAGGAGGACGUGCAUGAGGACGAGGUCGACUGUAGUCCCAGCGAAGCCGAUGAAGCGCAUGCCUCUGCUCCUGUAGGCUCACGUCAUCCAGAUGUGCGGACUCCCGAUAUGUACGGCCAUUCGCCUUCGGUCGUCGCACCUCGCGGGAGCUACAACAAGGCGCAGCCUGAUACAAACGAUUCCGAUAAUGACUCGUUAUUCGAGGUAACAGAACAACAGCGAUCAACAAGCCCCGAUUCUCUCUUCGAAGUCGGAACUCGGAGUAUAUCAUCGGGUGAUCUUGCACCACCCCCAUGCUCACUGAACUUGACUGGGGAUCCAGAAGAAAGUGCUAUUCUGGAAAAGUACGGGCCUAAAAUGGGCCAAGAGGUCCUCGAACUGUUGCAUAAUGCGAGGAAAACAGCGGUCGAAGCCCAGGUGGAACCAGCCUGGCGCUUGCCACCAGAAUUGGUGUCGCCCAAGCGACGGAGGGAAUUCAACCAUUCGUCCCCUAUGUCAGGGAGGCCUUCGGAAAAUGGCAUAGCAAGCUCGGAACUUGAAGACGUCCCCGUCUCAGACCCCAGAGGCUCUUUCUGGAGAUCGAGCGUAAGGAAGAUUACACCGCAAUUCAGACGCCCGUCGAAACGCCUUAGAAAAGUCCGACAGGAGUCGGUGGAUCCCCUGCAGGGAGAAAUAUCUGGUGAUCAAAAUGGUGAAGGGGAGACUGUCACCACACCGGUCUGGAAGGAAGAGUCAGAUAACGCGGCGGUGGUGUGGAAGUCGAACAGGCCCAACGCAAGGGGCAGCGAUGAGCAGGUCCUUCAGAUGAAGAAGGGUAUCUGCUUUUAUUGCUCCCGCCAGUGGAAGACUAGGGCUUCCGUCUUCAGGCACUGGACCGAUUUGUUGCGCGAGGCUGAGGCAAUUGGAGUAUACCCUGACGACGUGCACGAUAUGAUAUAUAUCCGCGACUAUUAUCUGAAUGCCCCAACAGACCCUCGCGGACCUAGGAUGAGCGUUUCCAACCUCAGGAGACUCGUUGAAUUGCACGAAGGAAAGGGCCUGUCAUUUGACGAAAUCGCUCGUUCUGGCCUUCUCCGGAGCAAGAAGAGGGGAACACAAUUGAAAGAAGCUUAUGUCACGUUUCGGAAAAGGCGUGAGAGCAGGGCUAAGGGCGCAGUGCGUGAAUGGUCAGAAGAAGAGCUUGAAGCUUUGAAUCGGCUUUGUGAAAACCCCGAAACAGAAAUCGGCGUCUUUGCCCGCAAUUUCGCAAAUCGCACAACAACCGACGUCGUCGACAAAUUAGCUGAGAUAUGGCUCGCAGCUUUUGGGGAGUCUGUCAACGAUCCUGCACCGGGACCGCGCACCCCGGAACCUCAGAGCGAACCGGCAGACAAUGAAACACCUACGACGGCUCAGCAGUAUAAUUCCGAGGGCACCAGGAGGUCAAGUCGGCUGGCAUCUCGCUGA